AUGGGUAAAAAAUAUAUUUCUAAACGAUUGCAAAAUCACAAUCUUCGAUUCCAACGUCUUAUAAGCACAAAUUCGAUAGAUAACACUGCACAAACAUCGAUUGAGCAUCUAACAACAACAAUAGAAAAAAAACUAAAGUUAUCUCGUGCUCAACUUCGUGCUAGAUCAACUUCAACAACACAAUCGACCAUUGAAGACGAAGAUGAACCAGCUUUUGUUGAUGAUGAAUCUGAAUCACAUGAUAUUCCAUACAAUAGUGUAAAUAUUAUCGUCAAUAUCGGCAUGAUACUCAACUUGGUUAAUACAUUCCGUUGUCCUUCGUGUAAUCGUGUUGGUAAAAUGUCAGAAAAAGUUACUCAACGUCGCAGUCUCCUGUACCAUAUCACGUUUUCAUGCACUUGUUCAUUUGAAACAUCUUUUACAAAUUCAACACAACUGGUUCACUCAUCUACUUCACGUAUGGAUGAACUCAACAUGAUGGCAUGUGUGGCAGCUAAUGUUGCUGGAAUCAAACGAACAGGCAUGACUACAAUUUUAGGCAUGUUGAAUAUUUUACCACCAGUUCAAAUUGAAAACUGGAACAAAUAUCAGAAAAUAUAUUCAAAUGCUUUAGAUGUUGUGAAAGAUGAAAGUUUUGGAAGAGGCGCUGAAGAAGCAGCAGAACAAUCAUCUGAAGCUGCUGAUCAUGAAGGAGUUACAAAUAUCAAAGUUUCAAUUGAUGGUACUUGGCUAACUCGUCGUGGUCAUUUUAGUUUGCAUGGAGUCUCAACUGUUUGUUCAACAGCGGAUCCACCAAAAGUAUUAGACUUCGAAUGUCUAAGUCGGCACUGCACCACUUGCUCUGGCUUAUUAGCGAUUAGAGAACACAAUCCUGAAAUGUAUCAACAACUUUUAGCAGAACAUAUCGAGAGUGGUUGUGAAGAAAAUCAUUCAGGUUCAUCAUCUGGAAUGGAAGCUGCAGAUGUUGUGAAAGUUUUUUGUCGAUCAGAAGUAAAACAUCUUCUACGAUACACAACAUACAUUGGUGAUGGUGAUGCCAACAAUGAACGUGCACUUCUCGAUGCUCAACCAUAUGGAAAAAUUCGUAUUCGACGUCUUCAAUGCAUAAAUCAUUUUUCAAAACGAAUGCGCACUGCUCUUGAAACAAUCAAGAAAAACUAUAAAGGUGCAAAAUUAGAAGACGGUUUACCAAUUGGAGGUCGAAAUAGACGUUUAACUGAUGAUAAAAUUCAUCAAUUAACUGUUUAUUAUGGUUCAGCUAUUCGAUCUCAUGUCAAUGAUUUGGAAUCAAUGAAAGUCGCUUGUUGGGCUACGUUUCAUCAUUACAGUUCGACAUGUGAAAAUCCAAAUCAUGAUUAUUGUGAUCCAAGAAAGUGUCAUAUGUACAGAUACAAAUCAUUUGAUCCUAACAAGCAUAGUUUGGCACCUGCAGUAAUGAAUGCUAUCCGUCCUGUUUAUGAAAAGAUGUGUUCAGAUGAAAUGUUAUCGAAAGUCGUCGACGGUGGAACAACCAAUUCCAAUGAAUCAUAUCAUAGUUAUAUUUGGUCAUUGUGUCCUAAAACACAAUUUCAUUCUGCCAAAUAUGUUCGUGAUGCUACUUCUUUAGCUGCUAUUCUGUACAACGAUGGUUAUCAACUAUCAAUAACAAAACGGCUUCAACAAUGUGGUGUUCUAAGUACAACUCCUGCAUGUGUUCGAAUGCUAAAAUUAACUGAUAAUCAACGAGUGAAAGAACAUAAAUUCAAAACGAAAGCAGCUCAGCAAAAGAAACGACAUCGACAAAUAUUAACUGAACAACGUCUCAAUCAACAAGAAAAAUAUAACUAUGCGUCAGGAGCGUUUGAUUAA
Rotaria sordida is the source of this 1848-nucleotide messenger RNA. Lineage: Eukaryota; Metazoa; Rotifera; Eurotatoria; Philodinida; Philodinidae. The record is from the annotation of a GenBank genome assembly.